This is a messenger RNA of Funneliformis geosporum, 1521 nucleotides long. The record is from the annotation of a GenBank genome assembly. Lineage: Eukaryota; Fungi; Glomeromycota; Glomeromycetes; Glomerales; Glomeraceae.
AUGUCUCAUAAAAACGGUUUAGGGACCCCUCAAAUGAUGUUGUCAUCACCAAUUCUCCCUCAUGAUGUUGUUAUGGAAGUAAUCAAUUAUUUGGAAAAUGAUCAUUGUACACUACAUUCAUGUAUUUUAGUAAAUAGAUUGUGGUGUCAGACAGCAAUUGAAGUAUUCUGGAGAAAUUUGUGGGAAUUUCGAAUAAAAGUUGGACUCACAGGAGAUACAUAUAGAUUUUGGGGAGCAGUCUUUAACACGAUAACAUCAUGUCUUUCUGAUAGUUCUAAAGAAUUAUUGAUAUCAAAUGGAAUUAAAAUAACGUUAUAUACUCCAAAAGUUCAAUUAUUUGACUAUCCCGCUUAUUUGAAGUCGCUUGAUUGUGUCGCAAUAUCAGCUAUGAUUGAAAUGGUCACUUAUAUGGCACAUCAACAUGAACGACCACGAAGAUUAUUAUAUAUUCAACAUCUUUUGGAACAAGAAAUUUGUAAAAUGUUUAUAAAUAAAUGUGGCACGAUUCCCGUUCUUAUCCUAGAUCAUAUCCCACUUGCAUAUUUUCCUGGAGCUCAAGAAAGUUUCGCUUUACUCACUGAGUUGAGAUGUCAUACGGCGGUACAUGAAACAAUCUUUUUUGCGAUGGCACAAUUAUGUAGAAAUAUUGAAAGAAUAGUCAUAGAAUUUUUUGAUGAUGAUAACCUCGGGUUGGCAGCUUUAAUUGAGAUGCAGCAACAUAAUUUAAAAUAUGUAAAGUGUUUGGGUGAUGAACUUGGAGAAGAUCAAAAAUUUGGAGCUAUAGUAGAUGUAUUUAGAAAAAAUGCGAAUUUUUAUACGCACCUUGAACUGGUGAAAUUUCCUUUUAUACGACCAGUAACGAUUACAACCAUGAUGAAUUUAAAGUCAUUAAUAAUAAACUUGAUUGGAUCACAACAAGAAGAAGCCUGGGAGGAAUUGGCAAAUGCUUACUUACCAAAGUUGGAAAUACUCCAUCUUCAUUUUGAUAUAUUGUCAUUGAAUGUUACAAAGAGCAUUAUAGCAAACAAUAACGGUGGACUUUAUAGUAUUAUAGUUGACUAUGAGCCUGAUGAAGAUGAUCAAUCUGUGACCCUUAAUGAAACUAUUGUUCAAUAUUGUCCAAAACUAAAAUUCUUGGCUACCUGGUUUUUGAAUGAUGAAUGGAAUGCUUUAGCAGAUAUAUUAAUGAGAUGUCAAGAUUUAGAAUGUUUAAUACUUCAGGGUACCGAGUUAGAAAAGAUUAAAGGUGAUCUAUUAUUAAACUUGUUAUGUAAAGAAUAUACACCAAAAGGUUUAUGGAAAUUAGGGUUAAGGGGAAGAUGGGUUUUCUCAACAGAAGCGUUGAGAUUUUACUUGAACGAUUGUAAAGAGAAGAAGAAAAGAAUAGCCUUUUGUCUUUCAGACAAUCAUAUAACGGAUUUUAAUGAUGUCAAUGAUAUAUUUGAGAAAUAUUAUGAAGAAGGUGUUAUAAGAUGGUAUAAAAUAAAUUGUUCGUUUGAAUGGGAUUCGUUUUGUAACUAA